AAAACCAGUGGACAACAGUGUAUUCGAGGCUUUUUGCACCGUAUGCAAAAAAAGGAUUCAACUAGGCACAAUGGGCGCGAAGGGGUUAGAGUCUCAUGCCAAGUCGUCUAAGCACAAGAACUCCAUCAAAGGUAAAGAACAAACUCCUUCAAUCGCCGGCGUGUUUCAACCUGCUGAAGCGGCAGCAGAUAACCUUAACCAGCCAGCUGCUAGCGCUGCAGCCCCUCCAGCUACGACCGCAACUAACGUUAGAGUGGGUCUGCGCACAGCUUUUGGGUCCACACCAACGAUGAAAGCAGAGGUGUUGUGGACUCUUAACACCAUCGCCAAACACCAGUCCUACAAUGGAAAUGAGGGUAUCUCAGAGCUUUUCAAGUGCAUGUUCCCCGACUCAGACAUCGCUAACACCUUUAGUUGUGGUCCCGACAAAACGGCUUACAUAGCCAAGUUUGGUUUAGCUGUUCAUAUCAAAGAGGAACUGUUGUCCAAAGUUAACAAAUCGCCGUUCGUUCUAAUGUUUGAUGAGAGCAUCAACGAGACUACGAAAAACAAACAGCUGGAUGUGCAUGUCCGUUUCUGGGAUGAGGGACAGAUUCAGUCCAGAUAUCUGGGUUCCCGGUUUAUGGGACAUUCCACUGCACAAGACCUGCUGUCGCAUCUCAAAGAAUGUAUAGACAAACUAAACCUCAAGGACUUGGUGUCCAUCUCAAUGGAUGGGCCCAGUGUGAAUUGGAAACUCUUCGACCUUUUCCAGAUAAAUCAAGCUGAGCAGUAUGGAGAAAACCUUCCAGUUGUGGAGAGAGCCCUGGCAGUCUGGCCAUCACUGCUCCUGUACAUGGAAGCUGUGAAAACAAAGACACUCUCGAACCCUGGAACAGCAUCCUAUGACACAGUUGCAGCAGCCAUGAAGGAUCCACUCAUCUUGGCCAAAUUGCAGUUUUACGCGGCACUCGCCAGGACCUUCACUCCCUUCCUGAAAAAAUAUCAGACAGAUGAGCCUGUGCUUCCAUUCCUCCCCAAGGACCUGACCGAGUUGAUGAUG
Messenger RNA from Paramormyrops kingsleyae, 1042 nucleotides. NCBI's taxonomy places the organism in Eukaryota, Metazoa, Chordata, Actinopteri, Osteoglossiformes, Mormyridae. The record is from RefSeq and is a predicted model, not a curated record.